Molecule: messenger RNA, 382 nt
Organism: Nestor notabilis (Kea)
Lineage: Eukaryota; Metazoa; Chordata; Aves; Psittaciformes; Psittacidae
Product: mucolipin-1-like
Exons: 3
Coding region: 12-371 (119 amino acids)
Cellular component (GO): plasma membrane; lysosomal membrane
Molecular function (GO): NAADP-sensitive calcium-release channel activity
Source: RefSeq, a predicted model, not a curated record
GCUCCCUUUCCAUGGUGUCCGAGUGCCUCUUCUCCCUCCUCAACGGCGACGACAUGUUUGUGACCUUCGCCGAGAUGCAGCAGCACAGUUACCUGGUGUGGCUCUUCAGCCAGCUCUACCUCUACACCUUCAUCAGCCUCUUCAUCUACAUGGUCCUCAGCCUCUUCAUCGCCCUCAUCACCGGCUCCUAUGAGACCAUCAAGCACCAGUGUGAGGGGGAGCCCCCCGUGUCCCAGCUCCACACUUACAUUGCCCAGUGCAAGGACAGCCCCAAGUCGGGCAAGUACCGGCGUGACAGCACCUCCUCCUGCUCCAUCUUCUGCUGCUGCGAGCGGGCUCCUCUGCAAGACAACGCGCUGCUGGUGAACUGAGGUAGGACCCC